CUUGCUUCCAGGAAGGCAGACAUGCCUUGCCUGUGUUCUGAGAAGAACUGGAGGCAGUGGAUCCGCCCAGUGGCAAUCAGCAUCUACCUGCUAUCCAUCAUCGUGGCGGUGCCGCUGUGUGUGUGGAAGCUGGAGAAACUGGAGGUGGAUAUUCAUUCCAAAGCUUGGUUGCUGGCUGGGAUCUUUUUAUUGAUGACCAUCCCUCUUUCUCUGUGGGACAUCUUACAACAUCUGGUCCACUUCACACAGCCUGGGUUGCAAAAGCCAAUUAUCAGAAUACUUUGGAUGGUGCCGAUUUAUAGCUUGGAUAGUUGGCUGGGAUUGAUAAAUCCCAAAAGCGCCAUAUAUAUGAACACGUUUAGGGAGUGCUAUGAGUGCUAUGUCAUCAUUAACUUUAUGAUUUUCUUGACCAACUAUUUAACUCAUCAAUACCAAGAUCUAAUAGCCGUUCUCGAAGUCAAAGAGCCACAAAGACCAUUCCCACCUUUUUGUUGCUUCCCACCUUGGCCAAUGGGGGAGAUUUUUGUCUUUCAAUGCAAACUAGGAGUCUUCCAGUACGCGGGAGUCAGAGCAGUCACCACUGUGAUUGCUUUAGUAUGUCAGCCAUUUUCCUUAAUUCAAGAAGGACAAAUUAGUUUUAAAAAUGUCUGGAUUUACUUAACUCUAAUAAACACUGUAUCACAAAUGUUGGCGAUAUACUACCUGUACUCAUUUUACAAGAUUUUCAGUACAGAGCUGGAGACGCUCCACCCAUUCGGAAAAUUUUUAUGUGUCAAAGUGGUUCUGAUUUUCACUUUUUGGCAAGGACUUAUUAUCGCUCUGCUGGUGAACUUUAAUGUAAUAUCUAAAGCACGUUUGUGGGAAUGGCAUUCACCAGAAGAGGUGUCCACCGGGCUGCAAGAGUUUCUCAUUUGUGUGGAGAUGUUCGUAGCAGCCAUAGCCCACCACUACGCCUUCUCUUACAAGCCCUACGUGCAGGAGGGGGAAGAGCAAGUCUCCUGCUUCAGCGCGUUCCUGGCGAUGUGCGACUUGUCCGAUCUCAAAGACCAUAUCUGUGAGCAAUUAGGACACUUGGCACGGAUCUUCAAGGACCAGCGCAGCCGAAAGGCCACAGCGGGCCACAACGAAAAGGAAAACACCACCUCGGCGCUGCCGUCCGUGGCCAAGAGCCCUUCCUCGGGGGAGGAAGAGGAGAUGUUUUCCUCGACCUCCUCCGCGCCAUUCUUUGGCCCGAGGCGCCCGGAGUACUGCGUGAUCACCAUCCCCGAGGAACGGUGCAGCGAAGGCGCCGAGGACAGCGUCGCGAUCUCCAUCCCGGAGGAAUGGGGCAGCGACAGCGCGGAAGGAAGGCGCGGGCUGGCGGAGGACUGAGGCGGGGCCUCUUGUCCUCCCCUGCCAGGCUGGGCUCGCGCGCAUCUGUGCUUCAGACAGGUUCUGAGCACGGGUGCGAGCAGCCUGUCCGCUGCCGCCUUCGCUGCGAGUGGAAAGCGGGUCUUCCACGCGUGGAAAGCGUGGUCGGGAAGAGGAGGACACUUGCUGGAGUCCCGGAUCGCUCGGAGGCCACACAGAAGUCCUUGGCUCGCCGCCGUCCUACGCGGCUCGGCCACUGACCACAGCGAGCGCCGCGCCGGCCCCAGGGGGCGCUGCACUCGCGCUGCCGCGGAUCCCGCAGAUUGGAUGGCCGAGGUCACCUGUCCAUCAGCUGUGAAUAUCAGUUGGGCAAACAAGGGGAAAACUACACAAGAGAGGACGAUGAACCGUGAACACCGUGAGUGCUUAGGAUUUUCGUGUAAUGUAGUCCAGUUUGGAAUAAGGCUUGAUCUUUUUUUUUCUUCUUGUUUUGGUGGUGUUAGCAAUUGAAUUCAGGGCUUCAUGUGUGCUAGGCAAGCACUCUACUGCUGAGCUAUGCCGUCAGCCCAUCAUAAUAAGUAUAUUCUUUAAGGAAGUCCAAAAGCCAUCUAGUACCUUAAUUACAUUGAUUGAAAGAGAAAACAUGGAACUAGAAGCAAAGGAGAAGCCAGAGAGGAAAGCAAACAAGGACCAAACCUUCAGCAAGUGUUGAUGAACACAUGCAGACAUGGAAGCAUAAAAUGUGUCUGAUGGUUGAGGAAGAAAAUGAAGCCAAAACUAUGAAUGCAUAUUUAUGGCAUAAUCAAAAUGUACAAUAUUCAUGCAUUUAAAGGCACUUCUUUGAAAGGGAUCGGAGUCAUCUGUUUAUUGUGAUGUAUUAUGUAGUUUCACUUUUAAAUGCAGCCGCUCUACUGAAGUUUUUGAUCAUUAACAUUAACAAGUAAUAAA
Messenger RNA from Cavia porcellus (domestic guinea pig), 2298 nucleotides. Its product is annotated as transmembrane protein 184C-like. Gene Ontology annotation, biological process: transport. Gene Ontology annotation, molecular function: transporter activity. Gene Ontology annotation, cellular component: membrane. The record is from RefSeq and is a predicted model, not a curated record. Bases 22 to 1371 code for a protein of 449 amino acids. NCBI's taxonomy places the organism in Eukaryota, Metazoa, Chordata, Mammalia, Rodentia, Caviidae. The transcript is spliced from 13 exons.